AUGUUAUCAACAAGAGCUUCGUUUCUUUGUUCAACUUCAUCUCGCUCUCUGCAGGUAUUUUUUUUGCUCUCAUUAUUUUUUAAUGCAGUUUUUAGACUAGCUGCUGUUGUGCACAGCUUUUCAAUGGCGUUAUUCCGACAGAAAAAAUUGAAAAAAGAUUUUGCUUGAGCAGCGGGCCUGGUGGACAAAACGUUCAAAAGAACACGACGAAGGUUUGUAAGUUCCUUGAAAUUUUUCACUUUCAGUGAUACUGAAGUUGAACAUAUCAAAAAAAAUGAUUUAACUCGUUUAUGUAUCACUUUUUUAAAUUUUCUUCAAUUCGAUCUAAAUUUUUUUAAAAGUUAAAGUGGAACUUCAUCGAAGUGGAGGCAAAUAAAACUUUCCUGAUUAUUCGGCAAACCCUACAACGCACCUAUGUUUUUACGCACCAUUUGACGCACCCAUGAUGGUAUGCACCAUAAUUUUUGACACCGUUAAAUAAUUUUACGCACCCAAGUAUUUUUUUCGCACCCAAGCAGUUUAACGCACCUAAACGUCUGAUGAAACUUGAUGAAAAGUUAUAAAUUUCAUACAUUUUCGGCCGGUACUUUUUCGAACCAUGAUUUUGAGAACCACUGCUUAGGUGAACCACUUCAUGCAUUACCAGAACCAAAAUUUUUUAUGCUUAGCCGAACCAAUUUUCGGUAUUUUAUGUAUAUGUUCUUCUAUGACUUCUAUCGGAGUCGACUAAAAGUUUGGACUUCCAUUUCGCCAGAGACGAUUUUGGAUGGGGCUUGAAAAGCUCCUGCAUACAGAUCUGUCGAUAAUAUCUGUGAAUAGAACAACGAAUUAAAUGAUUUAUUGAAAAAAAAAAAAUCAAAAAAGGUUUUGAAGAUCUGAGUAGUCAUGCCAAAGUUAGGACACUAGACAGUAUCUGUGCCGACGUCCAUAGGCGAAUCGAGAAAGGGUAUCGCGAGACCCUCUGAGUGCCUCCGGGGUGGCUCAAAUAUAGCUAAAAGGUAUGCUGGAGGUCUCACGAUGGACAUAUAUGGGGUCUUCACGAUUCAUUCUGAAAGGUACCUUUGUGGACACAUUAUGGUACUCUCUCGAUUCACCUGUGUCACUGGUUCAGAAAAUCAUGGUUCGGAAAAGUAUCGGCCGAAAAUGUAUGAAAUGUAUAAAUUUUUAUCAAGUUUUAUCAGACAUUUAGGUGCGUUAAACCGCUUGGGUGCGAAAAAAAUACUUGGGUGCAUAAAAUUAUUUAAAGGUGUCAAAAAUUAUGGCGCGUACCAUCAUGGGUGCGUCAAAUGAGGCGUAAAAACAUAGGUGCGUUGUAGAGUCGGCCGAUUAUUCACCUCUACGCCUCAGAAUUCUGUCUGUGAGCGAACAAUAAGCAUUUCAUUUCAAUUUUACAGACUGAAAUACGAUUCAAGCUGAGUGAAGCUGAUUGGUUAUCCGAAGAACUUCGGACAGGAUUGCAGCAACGUUAUUCUCACCGUUUGAAUAAUUCGGGAGAGGUUUUAAUUUUUUGCUUUUUUGUCGUUAUUUUUUUUCUUGAAGUUUAUCAUUGAUAGCGACAGAACCCGGGAACGCCAUUUAAAUGUUGCCGACUGUUUCGAUAAGUUGCGUUCAGCGAUUUACGAAGUCCAGAGUGCUGCUACGAAACGGGUUGAAACUGAAGAAAGCCUGGAAAUAUUGCGAAAAGUGAGUUAGUUGCUAAAAUUUCCUAUCUUUGAUAUGCGUUUUCAUGGAAUUCGAUUUUUCAGAAGGCUGCCGUAGCUGCUCAACGGAGAUUGAACGAGAAGCGACGUCUUGGCGAAAAAAAGGCUUCUCGUAAAGAAACAUUCGAUUUUUGA
This is a messenger RNA of Caenorhabditis auriculariae, 1835 nucleotides long. The record is from the annotation of a GenBank genome assembly. Lineage: Eukaryota; Metazoa; Nematoda; Chromadorea; Rhabditida; Rhabditidae.